AUGGAAGCAAGUAAAAUUCCAUUGCGCCUAAUACACGCAGCGCGAGACAUAUCGCGACUGCCACCUGAGCUUCAUGAGGCGAUUCUCUCUCAGCUUGGAUUUGCCGACAUUGUGCGCUUGUCCCUCGCGCCAACAGCAAGCCAUGUUCUCAACGACAACAUUUGUCUCAACGAUGAAUGGAAAUGGCUAUUCUCGGACAAUCUAGACAAUAUUAAAGCAUCAUGGGCUGCUCUUGAUGCCAUCUGUGAUCUCUGGUGCCAAAGGUCAUGGCUAGCUAUGUGGAGGGCAAGAAACUCUAUUCAAAAGGGAUCAAACGGCAUUUUUUCUGCUAUGAGCCCAGAGCUUGAGGAACGGUAUUAUUCUGCUCUCUGGGUGCCCUUGGAUGAAAACACCACAUCCAAGACAAUUAACAGUGAUCUGCGAAUGGUGGUCAUUGCUGUCUUUGGUGUCUUUCUUGGAGCAGAAAAAGGCCAGUCAGACUGGCGCAAUGGGGAUUAUUUCGGCCUACAACACUGGAGAAAUGACCGGACCUUGGGGGCGAUCGGCUUCCAACCGAAUGGUGACACUCAAGAAACCUGGGAGCAGCACAUGGAGAACGCACCGACUGAGGAGGUGCUUACGCUCUGUGCCGAAUCACUUGCAUCGAGGGCCUGGAGCUUUGAGGAAAUUCUGAUAGUGCUUCCUGUCUUGCGGCAAGCUCUUGGUAUGAUAAACUCAGCCCAAAGCGCAGAAUUGGAGGCUAUGGCAGACUUGUACCAGCGUUACAGCGAGAUCCUGAAGGAGCCAGGCGCACCAAAUACGCCUCGACAUAAUACCAACCAUAUUAUUACGCAGCUGCGCCUCGGAGCCGCACAAGGACGCAGGCGGCCAGCCUUCGUAUCGCGCAGGACGCGUGCCGAACCUGACUUGGACGUCGUGCCAGCCACCGCCACGGUUGGAAAUUACAGGUUCCGUCACCUGCAUCUUCCUCUGAUUCCGUACAACUGGUGCAUUCAUCUCUUCAACAGCAUAAAUGAACGAUACCCCGUUCAAAAAGCGACAAAGUAUUCACCAUACCCAGCAGAACUGCUCGGUCACCUCCAGGUGGCCUUGGAGGAAUUCGAGUAUAUGUACAGCCAUGGAAGUGGACAGGACAGCCCAAGAACACCACGUAUAUCCAACGAUGGUUCAUAUCAUUUACUACAUCUAAGUGUGGCAUAUGGAUGCCCAAAGUCGCCUGCAGAGAUUCGCUGGCUGGUAGCCUUCGCGAAAUGUGUCAGCUGGAUAUCCAAAGCCUUCCCGCAAGAUGCUUCGAUCUCCAAGCGAGUCUGGUAUGAUCCAGAACCUGCUACAAACACAGUCCGGCUCAAAAGCAGCGUCAUGAAUGCCGAGGACUACGUCGCUAUGGUGGAAACAGCGUCUCCCGGUGAAAUUGCCAAGCAUCUCUUACUUGACUCGCAAAUAUGUGACAACAAGCGCGACAAGCUUGAUGGCAUGCUACCUAGUCUUUUGGCCCUUUACCUCCCGCCGUUCCAGUCUGAGAAAGGGCGCGCAAUCGCAAAGCGAUUGAUGCCGACCAACGGAACAUCUAGUGUCAGCACCAGCCGCUUGCUUUAUGACAGUAUUGUAAGCAAAAUCACUUAUUGCAUUCAGUAUCCCAGAGUCGGUGAGCCCACGGAAGAUGUUUUCCAAAAGAUCAACCCCAAGAAUGCUGCCAAGGAGCCUGUUGAAUCAUUUCAUACUACUGGAAAGACCUCCUCUGAGAGUGCUCUUGCAUCUACAGCUGAGCAGACGCUACAAGCCAGCAUCCGCAUAGCUGAGGCUUUGCGAGACGAUCGCUGCGAUGAUAAAGACAUUCAGACUGCUACUACCGCGCUCGCCGCACUCCAUGAUCUAAUCAAAUUGCAGGCCUUACACAAUACCAAGAUCAAGGUCGAGUCUAAAGACUGGGAUACUAUCGACAAGGAAUACCAGUACUCUCUAUCUCACACAUCAUCAGUACAGCCCCCGUAGCGUUCCAUUAUGCGCUGCUACAUCUGCCGCUUCACCUCUACCGAGC
[Torrubiella] hemipterigena is the source of this 2038-nucleotide messenger RNA. NCBI's taxonomy places the organism in Eukaryota, Fungi, Ascomycota, Sordariomycetes, Hypocreales, Clavicipitaceae. The record is from the annotation of a GenBank genome assembly.